AUGUCUUCGGAGCCGGAGCAGGACCAGCGACCCAGCAGCAACGCCGAACAUUCACCUGUGUCCUCCCUGCCCGCGCCCGCGCCCGUGCCCGCGCCCGCCGACGCUACCUCCGCUGCUGCCACCGACGACGCGCAGCCACAGUCGGAGUUGCGAGAGCCGCUCAGAUCACCACCGCGUUCGAAGAGGCCUAGCAAUCUGACGCAGACGGGGAGAGACCCACUCCCCCGGCCCAACAUCAACUCCACCCACGACCCAAGAUCACCAACUGCCACUUCAGAAGGCCAGCUCAGUCCUGCUGCUGCCGACCGUAUCUUCCCCAUACGCUCGGUCAUAUCAGUAGACCCCUCCCCGACUCCUACUCAACAUGGUACUCGUUCGGAAGGAUACUUUCACAACGCUGCGUGCGCAAGACGCCAGUCCUACAGCCGCGGCUCCAGCUCUAAUCGGGAGAAUUGGCAAGUACAAACGCCCAGCCAGGACCGACACACGAGCGCAGAUCGAACGAGUGAGCAUGUGCCGAGCUCUUCCGAACGCCAUGCCUCUAUAUCUACCCAGGGCGAAUCUUCGCACAGUACACCGGCACAGAACCGAAACCCCCAGCAGCUAAUCAAUGACAUCAUGAAUGAGACGGGCAGCGUGGAUAGCGGAGACGCGAGAUCUUCUGCCCCAAGUGAACGUCGUGGUGCUGUUCGCACAGGCUCAGCGCGAAGCGCAAGAAGCAGUAUGGAUGAUACGGGACCGCUGGUAACUGCGCGUUUCAAACAUGUGGUGACAGAUGGCGGGCACGCUGUCAUUACUGGCAGAGAUGGUGAGACCCUACAGCGCUGCGAAGACGAGCCAAUCCACAUUCCUGGUGCAGUGCAAGGGUUUGGACUUUUGAUCGCACUGGAGGAGAAGCAGGAAGGGAAACUUCUCGUUCGGGUGGUCAGCGAAAACUCGAAACAGCUUAUUGGAUACUCACCGAAGCAGCUAUUUGGUCUGGAAAGUUUUACAGACAUUCUCUCGGAGGAACAGGCGGACAAUCUACUGGAUCACGUUGACUUCAUCAGAGACGAAGAUGCGGAUGUCGUGACCAAUGGACCCGAGGUCUUCACGAUGUCCAUACGAAGCCCGCAACGGAAGAGUCACAAGUUCUGGUGCGCAAUGCAUAUCAACGAGCGGAACCCGAACUUGAUCAUCUGCGAGUUUGAGCUUGAAGACGACCCAAUCAAUCCUCUCGUUCCGCCAAACGACGACACAACACCCGAGCCACCAGAAGACACCUUGAACAGCAAUCCCACUCAGGAGGAGUUCAUUGAGAGCACUGAGAAUUCGAGCAAACCUUUGAGGGUUCUGCGAAGUGCUCGCAAACGCAAAGGCGAGGCUGCCGCCAUGGAGGUGUUCAACAUCAUGUCACAAGUCCAGGAACAGCUGGCAAGCGCGCCGAAUCUGGAAAAGUUUCUCAAAGUCUUGGUCGGUGUUGUCAAAGAGCUAACGGGCUUUCAUCGCGUCAUGAUAUAUCAAUUCGACCCUAAUUGGAAUGGACGAGUCGUCACGGAGCUGGUUGAUCCUCGAGCGACGAAGGAUCUCUACAAAGGCCUGCACUUCCCGGCAUCGGAUAUCCCAAAACAAGCUCGCGACCUCUACAAGCUCAACAAAGUCCGCAUGCUCUUCGACAGAGAUCAUGAGACUGCUCGCCUUGUGUGUCGUACCGUGGAGGACCUCGAAACACCCCUCGAUCUCACAUAUUCCUACCUACGGGCGAUGUCGCCCAUCCACCUGAAGUACCUGGCGAACAUGGCAGUGCGCUCAUCCAUGUCGGUAUCGAUCAACGCCUUCGGUGAGCUGUGGGGACUCAUUGCGUGUCACACAUACGGCUCCAAGGGCAUGCGUGUCUCUUUCCCAAUUCGCAAGAUGUGUCGGCUUGUGGGCGACUCGGCUUCACGCAACAUUGAGCGAUUGUCCUACGCGAGUCGUCUCCAAGCGAGAAAGCUCAUCAACACCGUCCCAACCCAAAGUAAUCCCUCUGGAUACAUCAUUGCGUCCUCAGAAGACCUGUUGAAGUUGUUCGAUGCGGAUUUUGGCCUCUUGUCUAUCCGCGACGAAACGAAGAUUCUCGGGCAUAUGGAGCAAUCUCAAGAAGCCCUUGCACUGCUGGAGUAUUUGCGCAUGAGACGUGUCACCAACGUCAUGACUUCACAGGACGUCAAAGAAGACUUUCCAGACCUUCGAUAUCCACCAGGUUUCACCGAGAUUGCCGGUCUUUUACUUGUUCCGCUGUCCUCUGGGGGCCAAGACUUCAUCGUUUUCUUCCGAAAGGGCCAAUUGAAGGAAGUAGUGUGGGCAGGAGAUCCAAAUCUGAAGCACAUCAGAGAGGGCACUGAAGGCUAUCUGGAACCACGCAAGAGUUUCAAGGCGUGGAGUGAGACUGUUGUCGGGAAGUGCCGAGAGUGGACAGAAGAAGAGAUUGAGACUGCGGCUGUGCUCUGUCUGGUCUACGGAAAAUUCAUCGAGGUCUGGCGGCAAAAGGAGGCUGCACUGCAAAAUAGUCAGCUCACGCGUUUGCUUCUGGCCAAUUCCGCGCAUGAGGUGAGGACGCCAUUGAACGCCAUCAUCAACUAUCUGGAAAUUGCUUUGGAGGGAAGUCUCGACCAAGAGACGAGAGACAACCUCGCUAAAUCCCACUCGGCUUCAAAGUCGUUGAUUUAUGUCAUCAACGACCUUCUGGAUCUCACGAAGACCGAAGAAGGCGGCGAGCUGACGAAAGACGAGGUGGUUGACCUUUGCGCCACGCUCUACGAAGCCACAGAUAUGUUCAAGGGCGAUGCGCGCAGGAAGAAUCUUACGUACGAAGUGACAGAUCGGCCCGGCUUGCCUCGCCAAGUGAUUGGAGAUCAGCGAAGAAUCCGACAAGCCAUCAGUAACGUCACAGCCAAUGCAAUACAGAACACCACGCAGGGUGGUGUGAAGGUCGAGAUGUAUCUUACUUCUCGGCAAGCCGACCAUGCUGAGGUGGAGGUUAGCAUCACAGACACCGGCGUUGGCAUGAAUUCAAAGAAGCUCGAUGCUCUGUUCCGAGAGCUUGAACAGGUGCAGACGGAGCAAAACAACACGCUGGCCGGAUCCAUGAUCACAGAUAAGGCUUUACCGGAAGCACCGAAGAAUGCAGAUCGGACACUUGGUCUUGGCUUGGCGGUGGUUGCCCGUAUCGUCCGAAACAUGAAUGGACAGCUUCGCUUAAAGUCUGAAGAGGGCAAGGGCUCGAGGUUCAUCAUUCAAUUCCCCUUCGAGCUUGCUGGGUCGGAGCCACAACAGCAAGCUCUCGAGGCGCCCGGCUCUGACCUCGGCUCUGUGACACCGCACGCCGAAAGUCUUGCCGAGCCACAGACUCCUGCCAACGCAGAUAUGAUGACCCUGGUCGAGCGCGGCAGUGGGACUCGACGUGGCUCUGGCGAUAGAAGUCAACCGGGCAUGUUGCGGAAAGACAGCAGUGAGAGCGUCGAGAGCAGGAACAGUCUCCGAAGUCAUCGCAGCGUCUUAAGCAAAGCCUCCUCUGCCCACAGCAACAGGAGCGAAGCUGAUCGAUUGAUCGAGGCCAUACAGGAACCUCAUCAAGUGGAGGGAUGGCGCAAGAACAGUCCCAAGCGAUUGUCCGCUGAACGCGGCGAGUCUAUACGUCCCAAGCUCGAUAAGCGUCACACAUCUACGGGCGUCAACGAGCUUGGUUCGCCGAUUAAGGGUCGUUCAAGCACCAUUGACAUUACACCAGCAUCCGCCAAGAACGUUCCAGGCGAAUCUCAGGUCACAGACCAGGGCCAGCCUAUCAGACCAGUCAAGAUGCAGGAUGAGUCUUUCAGUCCACCGGCGUCAUCAUUGGAGCGGCCUGGCUCGGCUCCAUCGUCUGUGAAAGGGCUUGAGCAACUGCCCGAGACAGCAUCUCCACCGGAUUCCCAGCACAUGAACGUGUUAGUCGCGGAGGACGAUCCCGUCAACAGCCGUAUCAUCAAGAAACGUCUAGAGAAGCUGGGUCACAGCGUGUUCCUUACCGUCAACGGCGAGGAGUGCUCAACUGUCUACUGUGAAAAGACGGGCUUCUUCGACAUCGUCCUCAUGGAUAUGCAGGCAAGUGAUGAUCGUAGAUACACUGCUCGCAAUGUGUUACUGACUGUCUCAGAUGCCUAUUGUAGAUGGCCUUACAUCGACGAAGAUGAUCCGGUCCUUCGAGAAGACACAUCCCACGAAGCUUCUCUCCACUCGUGCUGCGCUUAAUGGGCGUGUUCCGAUCAUCGCUGUGUCGGCCUCUCUCAUUGAGCGAGAACGACGCAUGUACAUGGAUACUGGGUUUGAUGGCUGGAUACUCAAACCUAUUUCAUUUGCUCGCCUCUCGGAGAUAAUGGAAGGUGUUGUGGACAGGCAAGUCCGUUUAAAGAACCUAUACCAGCCUGGCUCCUGGGAGCUUGGAGGCUGGUUUGAUGAAAUACAGAAAGACGCGUACGCGGCGGACACAAGACCGAGCGGACGACCACCUCAGGCUGCUCUGGAGGCCGGGGCGGCCAGCGAAGGGGUCAAGAUUGCUGCAGCAAGAGACGGGCCAGCGACGAAGGAGGAGAACGAAAGUGAACAAAGCCAAGAACAGAUCCGGCUAAUCGAAGAACAGGAGAAGGAGAAGAAUCAACAGCGGUCGUCAGAGGCAUCAGGUGAUGCUUCCAAGGACGACCCAUCUACGACUCUCCCCGAGCAGAGUUGA
Molecule: messenger RNA, 4726 nt
Organism: Lecanosticta acicola
Lineage: Eukaryota; Fungi; Ascomycota; Dothideomycetes; Mycosphaerellales; Mycosphaerellaceae
Source: the annotation of a GenBank genome assembly